CAAGCCCUCUCUGCCUCUCAACAAUUGCAGGAUUGUUGGUUAGGAAUAGUUAGUGGAACGCAGGCUGUUUCUCUGGAUUAUACUAAAAAAAAAAAUUGAUAAAAGUUAAAUCAACAUGAGUAAGUUUUUCACGACGGGAACGGAUUCGGAAUCCGAUAGUUCAUCCGAGGAAGAGCAAGUGCAAAGAGCACCUGCAGCUACUUAUACCUUCAGUGAUGAGGAGGAAGAGACGAAACGCAUCGUUAGACCGACGAAAGUCAAACGUUACGAGGAGUUGACUAAUCUGAUUAAACUCAUUCGUAAUUACAAGAAGAUCAAGGAUAUGAGCAGCAUGCUGUCGUCGUUUGAAGAUCUGCAAAGAGCUUAUCAAAAAGCGAUAACAGUGAUAAUGAAGGAGGAAGGGGGUCAGACCCCUCGGUUCUACCUGCGAUGUCUCGUGGAGAUGGAGGACUUCAUAAACGAAGUCUGGGAGGAUCGCGAGGGCCGGAAGAACAUGUCGAAGAACAAUUCUAAAUCGCUGACGUCACUCCGCCAGAAGUUACGAAAAUACAACAAAGAUUUUGAGGAGGAGAUUGCAAAAUUCCGGGAGAAUCCUGACCAGGAGGACGAUGAGGAGGAGGAGAAACAAGAGGAAUCAGCUGAGUCCGAGGAGGAGGACGUUGCGUCAAUGUUCAAGAAGUCAGAGCCCGCAACAACAGCUGCACCAGAUGCCUCGAAAUUCAAGAAAACCCUCGCAGAUGAUGCCAGUGAGAGUGAGAGCGACUGGGGGAGUGAUUCUGAUAGCGACAGCUCCAGCAGCGACGAUGAGGGACAGUACACGAAUAUUCGUGAGCGUUUUAUCAAGAAGGCGACAGAUAAAGACGAGGACGAGGACAAGGCGAAGCGCAAGGAGCAGAAGAAGGAACGAAAGGAGAAGGAGAGAAAGAAGAAGCGCGAUGAGGACGAUGGGGAGGGUGAGUGGGAGACGGUUAAAGGGGGUCUUGUCGUGCCCUCGGAGAAGCCCAAGAUGUUUGCUAAAGAUGCAGAGAUUAAUGUACCUGCUGUUAUUAAGAAAUUGUCUGAGGUCAUUGCUGCUCGUGGAAAGAAAAGAACCGACAGGAGGGAACAGAUUGAACUCCUCCACGAGCUCCAGUCCAUCGCUGAGACUCAUAAUCUGGGGGCUGCUGUCGCUGUGAAGAUAAAAUUCUCCAUCGUAUCCUCGAUUUUUGAUUACAAUCCCAAGGUCUCUGACGCCAUGAAACCAGAGUACUGGACGAAACUCCUGGAGAGAAUCACAGAAAUGUUGGAUAUGCUGUUGGCAACACCUGAUAUGGUCAUUGCUGAACACAUCACUGAAGAUUCGGAGGAGUUUGUUAAUCAGCCUUACAAAAUUCACGGCUGCGUUUUGACACUCGUCGAGAGACUCGACGAGGAGUUCACGAAAUUGCUGAAAGAGUGUGAUCCGCACAGUAAUGAGUACGUGGAAAGAUUGAAGGAUGAGAAGCAAGUGGCUGGAAUAAUUGAUAAAGUCCAGGAGUACUUGGAGCAUCAUGGUAGUAGCUCGGAAUUGUGCAGAGUUUAUCUGAGGAAAAUUGAGCAUCUUUAUUACAAGUUUGAUCCGGACGUGCUGAAGCAGAAGGCUAACGAAAUUCCCAAAGACAUUGUCACAUCUGUCCAGGUUAUGGAGAAACUGUGCAAAUACGUUUAUGCACAUGAUAGCACUGAUCGUUUGAGGACUCGAGCUAUUCUGUCUCAUAUUUAUCAUCACGCCCUCCACGACAAUUGGUUCCAGGCGAGGGAUUUGGUGCUGAUGUCGCACUUGCAGGAGACGAUCCAGCACUCCGAUCCAUCAACCCAGAUUCUUUACAAUCGAACGAUUGCUCAUCUAGGUCUCUGCGCUUUUCGCCAUGCCAAUAUUAAAGACGCACACAAUUGUCUGGUGGAUCUAAUGAUGACAGGAAAGGUGAAGGAGCUUCUGGCACAGGGACUCCUCCCCCAAAGGCAGCACGAGAGGAGCAAAGAGCAGGAGAAGAUCGAGAAGCAGAGACAAAUGCCUUUCCACAUGCAUAUCAAUCUUGAACUCCUCGAGUGUGUUUAUCUCGUCUCUGCGAUGCUCAUUGAGAUCCCCUAUAUGGCUGCCCACGAGUUCGAUGCCAGGAGGAGAAUGAUCUCCAAGACUUUUUACCAACAACUGCGAUCCAGUGAACGUCAGUCCCUGGUUGGUCCACCUGAAUCCAUGAGGGAACACGUUGUUGCUGCUGCCAAAGCCAUGCGCAAUGGCAACUGGUCUGCCUGCAACAAUUUCAUCAUCAAUGAGAAGAUGAAUGCCAAGGUCUGGGAUUUGUUCUAUCAGGCUGACAAAGUUAGGGACAUGCUGACGAGAUUAAUCAAGGAAGAGGCACUCAGGACUUAUCUCUUCACGUAUUCCCACGUUUAUGAUUCCAUUUCUAUGCCCACACUCGCUGAAAUGUUCCAGUUGAAACGACCAGUUGUCCACUCGAUAAUCAGCAAGAUGAUUAUUAAUGAGGAACUCAUGGCUUCACUCGAUGAUCCAUCGGAGACUGUUGUCAUGCAUCGCAGUGAACCCAGUCGUUUGCAGUCCCUGGCUCUUCAAUUGACUGACAAAGUUAAUAACUUUGUUGAUUCUAAUGAGAGAAUCUUCGAGAUGAAACAAGGUAAUUUCUUCUCGCGAGGUGGAAAUCAAGGAAACUUCCGCGACCGUCAGAAUUACAACCGACAGGGACAGGACUGGGGUCGACAGAGACGAGAUCGUGAUCGUAAUCGUGAGGAGAACCGCAAUUAUUGAGAGGGAUAACAGAAAGUAAUUGUGGGAAAAGGAAUAAGUGCAUGACUUAUUGGAGUGUUUAAUACUCUGAUAGGCAGAGCAGGUGGAAAAAAAAUUGUCAAUCUGUGUAAACAAAUAUUCCAUAAUUAAUGUAUUUCCAUCAGUACUAUAUAUUAAACAGUAGAAAUUUUCUCUA
Molecule: messenger RNA, 2960 nt
Organism: Fopius arisanus
Lineage: Eukaryota; Metazoa; Arthropoda; Insecta; Hymenoptera; Braconidae
Gene: eIF3c
Product: eukaryotic translation initiation factor 3 subunit c
Exons: 2
Coding region: 116-2785 (889 amino acids)
Biological process (GO): translational initiation
Cellular component (GO): eukaryotic translation initiation factor 3 complex
Molecular function (GO): translation initiation factor activity; RNA binding; translation initiation factor binding
Source: RefSeq, a predicted model, not a curated record